UUCUCUGUGCCAGAGCCUCAGCAUCUCCACAGGGAAGAAUUUGUUCCCAAUAUCCCAUGUAAACCUACUGCCUUUCAUGGAAGAGCUGGGGCAAAACGAGGGACUUUACGGCCACAUAACCCCGAGGAGCACAGUGCCACAGAGGGGGUACUCCAAAGGGGACUCUGCUCCACACCGUGAUUGCUUUGGGGAAUGUGAGAGAAAGGACGCUUUGCCUUUUCCCUCCGUCUCUCAACACCUUUCCCUGCCGCAGACGUCGGGACAGAGCGCAGGCAGGGGCGAUGCUGGAGGAAAACAAGCCGCGAGCCAGCUGAGGAGAGCCCUCGGCUGCACAAAAGGUGCCUUGUUCCCCCCAUGAGGCGGUCGGGCAGCACGUCCCCUCCCUCACCGGCGAUGGAAAACUGAGCUCUGAGCACUCCUUCACCUCCCCUCGCCACCUUCAACCUUCCCAUUGGGUACAAAAUGUUCUCGGGAGCAAGAAACCCGAAGUUCAACACGUCCCUCCUGGGCUCUUGGUCUCCUUGCCUGGGGAGUGGGCGAAGGCUGGAGCAGCCCCCGGCGCUCCCGGGGCCACCGGCUCCUGGUUAUACAGUAACCUGUUGCUCCGGGUCCCAGCUCCACCUCUCGCUGCCUCCACAUCCCUCCCCUCCUCUCUCCUCUGCCAAGGAACCUCUGUCACCUGCUCUCAGACACCGCGGCGAGCGGCACCGGGAGGAAAGGGCAGCGCGGAGCCGCGGCACGGGGACCCCAGGCCGGGGCGCCGGGUGGGCUCUGCCUCCCACUCUCCUUCAGCCUUCGGGGCAUCGGGCUCACAGCCUGGGCAGGGAGGACACGGAGCUUGACUGCUGGAGAAUGGCAGCAGGAUUUAACUAGGAAGGCACGGAAAACUGGGAGAGAACUCACGGGAGCCGAGCGAACUGCGGGAGACGAGAGCGGCUUCUCAGCACCGUUGCCUGGCCUGUGAAGCAACAUGAGUCACAAGGGAUCCCUCAACAGCAACCCCGGCUCAUCAAAUGGCAGCAUGGGCAAAGCCGAGGGAGCCUCCAAGCUGAGCGCAAAGGACCUGUACGAACAAAGGAAAAAAUACUCCAACUCCAACAUCAUUAUGCACGAGACUUCCCAGUACCACGUCCAGCACUUGGCCACCUUCAUCAUGGACAAGAGUGAGUCCAUCACGACAGUGGAUGAUGCAAUCCGGAAACUCAUCCUGCUCAACUCCAAAGAGAAGAUCUGGACACAGGAGAUGCUGCUGCAAGUGAACGACAAGUCCAUCCGGCUGCUGGACUGUGAGACACAGGAGGAGCUGGAGGACUUUCCCCUGCCAACAGUGCAGCACUGCCAGACAGUGCUCAAUCAGAUGCGCUAUUCCUCCAUCCUCCUGCUCGUGUGUCAGGAUUCUGAGCAGCACAAACCAGACAUCCACUUCUUCAACUGUGACGAGGUGGAGGCGGAGAUGGUUCAUGAGGACAUAGAAAGUGCCCUGGCAGACCACAAGCAUGGGAAGAAGAUACGGCCACAGACACUCAAGGCAAACCAGGAAAAGAUCAAGCAGAGACAAUCCAUCCUCCCCCCACCUCAAGGACCGGCUCCCAUCCCGAUCCAGCAUGACAUGCGAGGCUCAGCGAUGAACAGGAACAGAGUGGCACCUCCUUCCCAGCAUGAUCCAGACUAUGAACGACGAAGCUCUGGCUCUCACGACCAUGAGGAAUCCCGUGCCAUGUUAGCACAGAAGAUUGAAAAGGAAACGCAAAUCCUGAACUGCACCCUGGAUGACAUUGAAGUGUUUGUCGCCCGGCUCCAGAAGGCUGCAGAGGCAUUCCGACAGCUCAACCAAAGGAAGAAAGGGAAGAAGAACAAGAAGAAAGGGCCAGCAGAGGGAAUGCUGACCCUCCGAGCAAGACCCCCGAGCGAGGCCGAGUUCAUUGACUGCUUCCAGAAAACCAAACUGGCUUUUAACCUCUUGGCCAAACUGAGGAAGCACAUCCAGAACCCCAGCGCUUCGGAGCUGGUGCAUUUCUUAUUUGGGCCACUGGAACUGAUCAUCAAUAGCUGCGGAGGCCCCGAGCUGGCCCGGUCUGUCCUCAGCCCACUGCUUUCUAAAGAUGCCACCGAUUUCCUGAGAGGACACCUGACACCCAAAGAGAUAAACCUCUGGGAUUCCCUGGGGGACACAUGGACCAGAUCCAGAGCUGAGUGGCCCCGAGAUGCGAACAUCCCCACCUACAUCCCCAAAUUCCGCAACGGCUGGGAACCACCCACAGAGAUCUUCCGCGGAGCUCCCUGGGAAAUAGAUAUUGGUCACUUGCAAGAGGAGCUCUCCUCAGCCAAUGGAUAUCCUUACCGGAACUCCUCACUCAAGCGUGGCCAGACUGCUGAGCAGACACAGCCUGGGGAUGCCUUCAAACAGAAUACCACUCCACAUGGAAAUAGGAAUUUCGAGGCCCAGGGAGUGGCUGUGCCCAGGAGAUUUGCCAAAAUCCGCUACGAUUUCACAGCGCGAAACGCCAACGAGCUCUCGGUGCUGAAGGAUGAAAUCCUGGAGGUGUUGGAAGACAAUAAGCAAUGGUGGAAGUUGCUCAACCGGAGUGGGCAGGCUGGUUACGUUCCAUACAAUAUCCUGGAUGUGGUGAAACUGGAAGAGCUUGAACAGCAGUCUAACCAGAGGUACAAAGGAGACCUGAGCCCCAGGGGCUAUGGCCCAUCCAGUCCAACUCACAAGAUGCCUGCCAGCUAUGCCGGGGAUAAGUGGGGCAGUGAGAUGUUAUCACGCAACUCUCCACAGGACGCCAAAGAACAACUUAUUCACCAAAUGGAUGAGCUGAACGACGAGCUGCUAAAGAAGAUCACAAACAAUAAAAUUCAGCCUCCCCACAGGAAUUUCAAAGUGGAGAAGCCUCAGCAAGUUUUUGUGCCCCUCACCUUUGAAUCCAGCACUGAAGAAGUCAAAGCCUGGCUGGAGGCCAAGGCAUUCAGCAAAGAGACCGUGGAACACCUGGGCAUCCUCACCGGAGCCCAGCUCUUCUCCCUCAACAGAGAGGAGCUGAAGAAGGUGUGUGGUGAUGAGGGAAACAGAGUGUACAGCAAGAUCACGGUGGAGAAAAACCAGCUGGAGAAAAGCAGAGGGGAGUCAGAGCUCCAAGAAAUCAUGAAGCGCCGCCAGGAAAGGAUUGAUUCUGCUAAUUAAAGUCUCUCUGCUUUAUUUCAGCUCUUAGCCCUAAGUAGUGCAGAAAAAAAGGGAAUGAAAGCAAUGAUUCCCGGCCCAGGCCGGAGGCAGCAGAGCUCCCCUUGGGGUCCAGCUGCCAUCAGAGUGACAAUUCCUUGAACACUGUUGGGAAGGGUUGACAAUAGGACCAUAUCCCACUGGGAAAGGUG
Molecule: messenger RNA, 3372 nt
Organism: Motacilla alba alba
Lineage: Eukaryota; Metazoa; Chordata; Aves; Passeriformes; Motacillidae
Gene: EPS8L2
Product: EPS8 like 2
Exons: 21
Coding region: 971-3184 (737 amino acids)
Biological process (GO): Rho protein signal transduction; positive regulation of ruffle assembly; regulation of Rho protein signal transduction
Cellular component (GO): ruffle membrane; vesicle; plasma membrane
Molecular function (GO): actin binding
Source: RefSeq, a predicted model, not a curated record